This is a messenger RNA of Xyrauchen texanus (razorback sucker), 3368 nucleotides long. Its product is annotated as partitioning defective 6 homolog gamma-like. The coding region runs from base 236 to 1543 and encodes 435 amino acids. The transcript is spliced from 3 exons. Gene Ontology annotation, molecular function: protein kinase C binding. Lineage: Eukaryota; Metazoa; Chordata; Actinopteri; Cypriniformes; Catostomidae. Gene Ontology annotation, biological process: regulation of cellular localization; centrosome cycle; establishment or maintenance of cell polarity. The record is from RefSeq and is a predicted model, not a curated record. Gene Ontology annotation, cellular component: cell cortex; apical plasma membrane; nucleus.
UGUCGUAUGUGAAAACUUGCCCUACUCCACUCCCCCAAAGUGAGACGCACUGAUUUGUCUUUCGCGUUUUUUUCUGCAGAAGUUUAGCGAAGUCCCCGAGAGACACCGCGACCUCGAGUCGCAGGAUUAACUUUUCCCGCUUCUUGAAAAGUGAUUAUCGGACGUUUAAUAACUGGACGGGUUUAUAAACGGAGCCCCUCAUCCUGGACGGGCUGAAAACUCUCAACCGAGCAAAAUGAACCGGAGCUUUAAUAGUAAAUCGCAAUCUUUGCGUAGCUUAAACAUGAACGCGGUGGAAGUAAAAAGCAAGUAUGGGGCAGAGUUCCGAAGGUUUUCCGUGGAUCGACAAAAACCCGGCAAAUUUGAUGAGUUUUACAAUCUCAUCAUGACCAUCCACCGAAUCGCAAACAUGGAGGUAAUGAUUGGAUAUGCUGACGUCCAUGGAGAUCUCCUUCCCAUCAAUAACAACGAAAACUUCUGCAAGGCUGUGUCCACCGCACACCCCCUGCUGCGAAUCUUUAUACAGAGACAAGAAGAGGUGGACUACAGCAACUUUGGCACCAGCACACUGACCCGUAAAAAGAAGGCUGUUGUCACUCUCCGCAAUGACCUGAACCGGAAGCAGCCACAUGUCUGCAUUGGCAUGCCUCAGGACUUCCGUCCCGUCUCAUCCAUUAUUGAUGUGGACAUCCUUCCUGAGUCCCACCGGAGGGUCCGGCUCUACCGGCAUGGCUCGGACAAGCCUCUGGGCUUCUACAUCCGUGAUGGCACCAGUGUCCGUGUUACACCCCAUGGUUUGGAAAAGGUCCCAGGUAUCUUCAUCUCCCGCAUGGUCCCCGGAGGCCUGGCCGAAAGCACAGGUCUGCUUGCUGUCAAUGAUGAGGUGCUGGAGGUCAAUGGCAUCGAGGUGACUGGGAAGAUGUUAGACCAAGUAACAGACAUGAUGAUUGCAAACAGCCACAACCUUAUUGUGACCGUGAAGCCAGCGAACCAACGCAACAACGUGAUGCGCAGCAGUCGCACCUCCGGCAGCUCGGGUCAGUCAUCUGACAGCAGCAGUUCUGUGGGCUACCCCGCCAUCACUGCACCCACCGGUGCCACCGCCAUCAGCCAUGGUUAUAGCCCAGAAGAUCUGGAAAGUGAUGAGGAGUCAGACAUCGUAAUUGAGAGCAACAUCAAGCGGCCAUCACGCCGCUCCAACACCUCAGUGGCUUCGACUGCAUCCCGGUCCCAGAUGCAAAUGACUGCAACUGCCCCACCCAGCCCCCCUAUACGACCCCAAACAAGACCCCCAUCCACCGUAUCGACGGCGUCUUUCCAUUCUCAACCAAGCUUUAAUGGCACAGUGCACAACAAUUUGAGUUACAAGCUUCACAAGGACCUUACCCUCCAGCACCACCCCUACCACAGCAGCAACCCCAGCAUGAGGGGAAGCAACAGCAGCCUACACAAAAUCCUCAGCAGUCUGAGGACAGACCCCCGUCACAGCCUAGCUUUACCCAGAGGAGGGGUGGAGGAGGAUGGUACAGUCAUCACUUUAUAAUACACACAUAUGCAUAGUUGCAUGCCACAAAAUUCAGCCCCCACCCUCUUCCCCAUGAGACUUGGCCUUUAAGCCUGGGACAUCAGACUUGACUUUGAAACUCACAGACUAUAAGGGGUUUGUAAAACGAAUAAUUUAACAGAAACAUUAUCUGGAAAUUUUACUCUUUUAAAUGUCUGGUCUCAAUGUGUUGUGAUGUCUUCUUAUCUGUCAAAAAAUGCAUCCGAAUUAGUGGUAUAUAUUUCUUUUCCCAAGCGGAGACACUGCUUUUAUCACGUCUAUCAACUUUUUGUUCUUGUUUAGAGGUAAAUUUUUAUCAUGUUAUGUAAAUGUCUUCUGGGACCAGAAAUUAGGUUUAGUCCUAUGUGAUGUCAUUUUUAUACUGUUUACAAUUCAUACCUGAAAGAAUUUGCCCUGGCUGACAAAACAAACUUUUUGUUUGCCCAGACUGAGCUAUUUUCCUUCAAGUAAAAAAUAAAAUAAAAAGGAUUUAAUAUUUAUUAUUAUGAAUUUCCAUAAUUGGAAAUUAGUGUUUAAUGCCUUACCAUAAAUAACUGUUUUGCAAAUACUUCAACAAUUCUUCCUUGUAAUAAUUAACUACUUGUUUCAAAGUUUUAGAAAAAUAUUGUAAUUCCACAAAUGAUGAAAAAUUACUUAGAGAUUCUAUCAUUUUAAAAUGUCUUUAAACAUUCCCAUCUCUUGUUUUAAGUAAUUUUCCAAAGAUUUUAAAAGGUUUUGGUUUAAUUUGACUGCAUUGGAGUGCAAUGCACUGUUACAUUUAAGUAUUUCACACAUUGAUGUCUUCAAAAAGACCUCUUGACUUAAGGAGCCCAGUGGAAUGAGUAGUGGUCGGUUCUCUGUUUUAGUCGCACAUAUAUUUUCUGUCACCUCACUGUUAAUGAACCCUUACCUCUGACCUCCACUAAGAACACAAAAGCAGAACAGAUUUCAUAGUAGUCAGAUCUUUAAUGUUGGAUUAGUAGUGUGGUUAGGCUAAAGUAGUAUGCUCCUUCUUGGGGAGUUUCACUUUUUAACCUGUCUUUCAGAAAUCUGUGGAAUACUUUUCUGUGUAAUUUACCACUGUGGAUAUACCUAUAUUCGUUUGCUUUGAGGUUGACUGCAUUGUUUUUAUCAUGUUAAAACAAGGACUUGCUUUUAUAUUCAGCAUUUUUGUGGAUAUGAGCAUUUGUGAGUCCCUACAGGCACAAUUUACCCAAACCAUACAUACUUAGUAUUUGGAUCUGACCACUGGAAAUAAAAUAUUAUGAUGUUUAACUUUGAAAAAAGCAUCGUGCGUGGAUUAACACGUGCAACAUUUAAUCGAAAAAGACAGAAUUGACAUCUGCUGGUUGCUCUGGGAACUACCAUUACAUUACAUGGAUUGUCUCUCCUGCAUUCUUUUGUUGUUUUCAUUAAACCUUUAUAUUGAUUUAUUGGUAAAUGUUUAUAUUCAUCUGGUUUAACAUUGAAUAAAUCUACUGUAAAAUUCAGAACAAGACUAGAUUAAAAUAAGAUUAUAAAAGAAAUGGGAACAACGGAUUCUCCCUCAGUCAUGAUUUCAGUGUCGUAUUUCUGUUUUAUCCACCCAUGUUAUAAAACAUAAGGUAGAAUAUUAUUUGAUGGUUUAACCUGAUGAAGUAGGAUAAUGUUAUGUGUCUUAAAAUGCUCCUGAAGGUUUAGUUGUAGCAGUCAAGUGUAAACUACAUGUACAAUUUUUGUUUUCAAGCCCUUUCAAUACAAAAAUACAUGGAACAUGUGAAUAUUGUCUUUUAGUUUUUUACUGAUGUCAAAAAUGUUUUACGGAUAUAAUAAAUGCUGAGGUGAA